Molecule: messenger RNA, 1722 nt
Organism: Oldenlandia corymbosa var. corymbosa
Lineage: Eukaryota; Viridiplantae; Streptophyta; Magnoliopsida; Gentianales; Rubiaceae
Source: the annotation of a GenBank genome assembly
AUGGUAGGAAUCAAUAAGGAGAAAGACAUCGAUGACCUUCCCAAGAAUCAGGCCAACUACACUUCUCUCACCCCACUUGGUUUCUUGGAGAGAGCUGCUCUGGUUCAUCCCAACCGCACAUCCCUCAUUCAUGCAUCCGAUUCUUACACGUGGCUCCAGACUUACCACCGGUGCCGCCGCCUCGCCUCCGCCCUCUCCAACCGCUCCGUCACCUUCGGCUCCACCGUUGCAGUGAUUGCACCAAAUAUACCUGCUAUGUUCGAGGCCCAUUAUGGUGUUCCAAUGGCUGGAGCAGUUCUGAAUGCUGUCAAUAUUCGUCUAAAUGCACAAACGAUCGCAUUUCUUUUGGGUCACUCAGCAGCCAAUGUCGUAAUGGUGGAUCAAGAAUUUUUUCCCCUAGCUGAGGAAGCAUUAAAGAUUUGGGCUGACAAUAGCAAAGGCAACUUCAAACCUCCUAUUUUGAUUGUCAUUGCUGAUAAAUCCUGUGAUUCAAAGUCUCUCCAAUACGCCCUUUCAAAAGGCGCAAUGGAAUAUGAGAAGUUUUUGGAAACCGGCGAUCCAAACUUUGCCUGGAAACGGCCCCAAGAUGAGUGGCAAAGCAUUGCUCUCGGUUACACUUCUGGCACAACUGCAAGUCCCAAGGGCGUUGUCCUGCACCAUCGAGGGGCAUAUCUAAUGGCUCUCAGUAAUCCAAUUAUUUGGGGAAUGGGAGAAGGUGCAGUUUACCUGUGGACCCUACCAAUGUUCCAUUGCAACGGGUGGUGUUUCACUUGGUCAUUAGCUGCUAUUUGCGGGACUAGCAUAUGCCUUAGACAGGUUACUGCAAAGGCUGUCUAUUCAGCCAUAGCCAAUCUUGGUGUUACCCACUUCUGUGCUGCACCAGUGGUUCUAAAUACCAUUGUGAAUGCUCCAAAAGAAGACACCAUUCUUCCACUCCCUCGUGUUGUGCAUGUCAUGACAGCCGGCGCCGCUCCUCCGCCUUCUGUUCUUGCUGCAAUGUCUCAGCGUGGCUUUCGUGUUGCACACACUUAUGGCCUCUCUGAAACCUAUGGCCCUUCCACCAUUUGCGUGUGGAAACCCGAAUGGGAUUUACUGCCGCCUGAAACCCAAGCUCGCCUGAAUGCUCGGCAAGGUGUCCCUUAUGUAGGCUUGGAAGGCCUGGAUGUCGUGGACACACAACACAAUAAACCUGUCCCUGCAGAUGGAACUACUGUUGGAGAAAUCGUCUUUCGAGGCAAUGUUGUGAUGAAGGGUUACUUGAAAAAUCCUAAAGCCAAUGCAGAAGCGUUCGCAAAUGGAUACUUCCAUUCUGGUGAUCUCGCAGUCAAACAUCCAGACGGUUACAUCGAAAUUAAGGACAGGUCAAAGGAUAUCAUCAUAUCAGGAGGUGAAAACAUAAGCAGUGUUGAGGUGGAGAACAUACUUUACCACCAUCCAGCAAUCUUGGAAGUCUCAGUGGUGGCAAGGCCAGAUGAGCAAUGGGGGGAAUCUCCAUGCGCAUUCGUCACACCAAAGUCCAGCUAUGCUGCUGACAAUCCCGAUCAGCAGCGACAACUGGCAGAGGACAUAAUGAAGUUCAGCAAGUCGAAGAUGCCCGCCUAUUGGGUACCAAAAUCUGUGGUGUUUGGACCAUUGCCUAAGACAGCAACUGGGAAAAUACAGAAGCAUUUGUUGAGGGCUAAAGCAAAGGAAAUGGGACCUCUUAAGAAGAGUCGCUUAUAA